ACCCGAUCGCACUCUCUCUCCCAGUGAGAGGGAGGGGGAGGGACACCACCAUAUCAAGAUUUGGUGCUAACAAUUAAAAUAAUUUUGUGGUCUCUCCCGCCAUUGUACGGACUCUCAAAUGUCGACGCUCUUUGCUGUGUCACCGUCCCCUCCUCUCAGAUGCGUCGGUUCUCCCUCCCGCCUGUAUUCGAUUUCAUUGUUCCGAGGAUGGAACAUCCUGAAUAUCAGGAUAGGGAAGAGCAAACUGUUUUCUUCAAUCGGCGUAUUGGAAUGGAAGAAGAGGAGAACUUUGCUCUGUGCAGCCAGUCAAGAUGCGGAGGAAUCAUUUAAAAAGACUGUAGAAGUGGAUAGAUUGAUUGACAUGCUGAGAGAUGCAAAUGCAAUUGAACUUCAGAAACUUGUCCUAGAGAAUGUCCUUGCUUUCAAUGAGAGCUUUUGGAUACGACUUGCAGCUAGAACUGAUACCUGCAAAUCUGAAGACGAUAAAAAAGAUUAUGAAGAAUUGGCCUUAUCUGUGAUGAACAUAGUGGAUCACCUUGUUCAUAAGACCAAAGAAAAAAUAAACUCAGCCACUGACAUCCUUAAGGAAAUUUUAAAACCUGUAGUUGAUGAAGUGGAAGAGAUUCCUUGGCCUCCUCGAGAUCCUGAGUCUCUGAAUCUAAUGGAGAAAGAAAUAAACCAAAGGGAGCAAGAAGGCCAACUGGAUGAAGGGUUCCUUUCAGAAGUUAAUGCACAAUUGCGGCAAGCAAAAGAAGAUGGGGACAAGCCAGGGCUUGAGGCUAUGUUGCAAAAAGUCUUGCAACUAUAUGCAUCCAGAGUCCUCUCUAAACGUAGUUAUGCAAAAAAAGGGAAUGAGGUUUUAAAGGCCGAAGAGUUUCUUGAGACCAUAAUCAAAGCUCCAGAAGAAGAAUGGAAUAAGUUGCUGAUCAAUGGUAUGACUAUUGGUAAAGGGGAAAUCUCACACGAGGAGUUAUAUGCAGUCAUUAAGAAACGAAUUGAACGAACUUUGAUCCGAACGGAAGGAGGUUCUUACCAGCAGCGUGUUCUUACUGAAUAUCUGAAAGGAAUUCAAUCGAGAGCAGAGGAGAUUGUCCGAGUACUUCAGGGCAAACCACAAUAAUCUGAAAAUGAAGAACAGACACCCUGGAGAGAGUGAAGUUCAUAUCUUAAUUUUGAAUUCAACUCCGCAACCAAAAAUGUAUAUGCAGCAGUCAGCCAACCUCGUAAUUGCGCCGGGAUACAAAUUUUUUUGGGUUGCAUCAGAGAUUUUGUAGUCAUUGUUGGGUUUUCUUCUCUUAUUGAAUUAAUUUUUCGUUUGCUU
Messenger RNA from Cornus florida, 1321 nucleotides. RefSeq lists its product as uncharacterized. Bases 119 to 1120 code for a protein of 333 amino acids. The record is from RefSeq and is a predicted model, not a curated record. NCBI's taxonomy places the organism in Eukaryota, Viridiplantae, Streptophyta, Magnoliopsida, Cornales, Cornaceae. The transcript has 11 exons.